GGUGGGUUUGCCCGAUGCUACGAAAUCCUGAAUUUGAAUACAAACAAGAUUUAUGCUGGCAAGAUCAUCAGUAAAACCAGAAUUUCUAAACCUCAUCAGAAACAGAAGAUUCUCCGCGAGGUGCAGCUGCAGAAAAACCUCAGGCACAAACAUGUGGUGGAGUUCAAUAGUUACUUUGAGGAUGACAGUAAUGUUUACAUUAUUCUGGAAAACUGCAGCAGAAAAUCCCUGGUGCAUGUCCUGAAACACAGGAAGUGUUUGAUGGAACCUGAAGUGAGAUACUACCUCCGCCAGCUAGUAGAUGGUGUGGAUUACAUCCACAAGAACCAAAUCAUCCACCGUGACCUGAAGCUGGGGAACAUGCUGCUGAACAGUGACAUGGAGCUCAAACUGGCAGACUUCGGGCUGGCCACCAGAGUGGACUAUGUUGGUGAAAAGAAAAUGACUGUUUGUGGAACACCAAACUACAUUGCCCCUGAAGUGUUACAAAAAAAGGGUCACAGUUUUGAAGCUGAUCUCUGGGCCAUUGGUUGUAUAACGUAUGCUCUACUGGUGGGUCGUCCACCCUUUGAAACUACCACUCUGAAGGAAACAUACCUGAGAAUCACAGAAAACAACUAUACCUUGCCGCCCUCUCUCUCAGCGUCUGCCAAGAAUUUGAUAAGACUGUGCCUUCACCCUGAGCCGACCAGUAGGCCUAGUUUACAGGACAUUCUCUCUGAUGAGUUUUUCACAUGCGGCUACUUGCCUCGUUGCCUUUCUCCCUCCUGUUGCACAACUGCUCCAAAGCUUCCAUCUUAUGUACGGGGCAACAGUAGCAGACCGCUGUCUUAUGUUGUCCCCACUGAGACAAAGAUUGACUCUGUUGGACAGCUAGGAAAUGCCAUCAGUCAGAUGCAUUUGGAUUCACGUUCUGAGAAUCUUCUAGAAGAAAAAGAACUGGAGGAUAUUGAAAAGAUAGCCCGUCUCCAGCCAGUCACUCCCACCAACCGUGCCGGUGACGGUAACCAUGUGACCAAGAGCACAGUCACGAGUAUCAAAGCUAGUAGUAAUGGCAGUUCUGGUGACAGGUCAAGGUCGCCACCUCAGAGAGACUCGCCGUUUAAACCAAAGUCUGCUGCUACGCUCCUGGAUGCUCUUGGAGCCUGUCUGGAGCGCAUGCCAAAAGGCUCAAAGUCCAACCCCACAGCCAUCACUGCCGAGAUAAUAUGGGUUACAAAAUGGGUGGACUACUCAAACAAGUAUGGGUUUGGAUUCCAGCUGUCCACUGAUGCUCUGGGGGUGCUGUUCAAUGAUACGUCCAGGAUAAUCAUGGCACCUGAUGGGAGGGCUGUCCAGUACUAUGACGUCACAGGCAAACUGUCUGCCUUCAGCUCUGACUGCAUUCCAGACGAGCUGGAGAGAAAGACAACUCUGCUUCAGUAUUUUGCUCGUUACAUGGAUGAACAUCUUAUUCAGGGUGGUGAUGUAGAAAAUUCCAGUAGCAGUGAUUCUAUCUCUUGGUCUGGGUCAGUGUUCUUGAAGAAAUGGUUCCGCACUGCUAAAGCCAUUAUUCUAUAUCUUAGUGAUGGAACCCUGCAGGUCAAUUUUUUUGACGAUCACACAAAACUGAUCCUGAGCAACAUUAAGCAAGAGUACAUGGUAACUUACAUAGACCAGGAACGAUGCGCAAGGACAUUUCAUUUGAGUCAUAUUCUCAGAGAAGGAUGCACUGCUGAAAUACUGGAUCGAGUGGCAUUUGCCAGAGUAAUGCUGAAAAAUCUGGUAGAUAUAGAAGGGGCAGAUAUCUGA
This is a messenger RNA of Candidula unifasciata, 1791 nucleotides long. The record is from the annotation of a GenBank genome assembly. NCBI's taxonomy places the organism in Eukaryota, Metazoa, Mollusca, Gastropoda, Stylommatophora, Geomitridae.